UAACAGAAACACAAUUCCAGUAAGCUCGAAAGUAGCUUUUAUUCGAUUUCAGAGUUCAUCACCAGUCGCAACAGGACAACAUCUUUCACAUACUGUAUUCAUUGACAAAGCAUUGAUUUGUGUGGCUUAUAAUGAAGAAUGAGAUAACGGCCUGAAAGAUACUACAAUUCUUGCAUGACCAGCGAUGAGAGGAGACAAUGCAGUACUCGACUUAAAAAUGUUGCUUGUGGCGUUGCCUAAAUAUCAUAUCUAACUUGCGUCAGAAAUCUAGAAAUUAAAUUAAAAUGUAUUUUAUAAUAUGAUCGCUUUUAUUAUCUGGUAAUUUUAAACAUAAUAUCAAAGCUGGGGUCAGCUGGGGAUAUUUUUCAGACAAGACAAUAAUAAUUAACUAUUUAACUUAUCUCUUACUUGUAUGUUUUAGAAAGUGGUAAAUCGAAUAAGUUGUCAGUUCAUCAAUAACCAUUUUGAGCUGUGAUAACUGUGUCAAUUAGCGGUAAACAGCUCUGUUGUACGUUCUCGAAAUCUUACUAUUUUUUUUAACAAAAUCUUGAUAUUACAUGAUCCCUUUCAGGUUGUUUUCUCUGCGUUAAUUAAGUGUUUUAUAUCUAUAAUGUUGUGAUUCGGGAAAUUUCAUGGCAUUUUGUGCUAUGUUUUAUAUUUGUGCACGUUCUAGCCACACACAGAGUGGAGGAUGGAUGUCUUCACUUUCUCUUCUAUAUCAAGUGAACCUCUGGAUACCCAAAGUGUUUUUCGAUAAAUUCACUUUCCCUCAGAAAGUGAAAGCUAGUUUUGAAUCAUACCUGAUGAGAAUGUCGCAAUGCAAUAUGUUGCACCAGCAACAAGUGAAUCUGAAUCUGGACAUCAGAUACCAGGGAAUGUUGAUCCAAAUAAAGUCGAGGAAAUUAAAAGAACUAUAUACGUGGGAAAUCUGGAUUCAAAGAAUGCAACGGCUGAACAGUUAUUAACAUUUUUUACAACAUGUGGAGAAGUACGAUUUGUACGUAUGGCAGGAGAUGAAACGCAACCGACACGCUUCGCUUUUGUCGAGUUCGCAGAUACAGCGGCCGUACAAAAUGCUUUGCAACUAAAUGGAAUGCUGUUUGGUGAUAGACCUAUUAAGGUCAAUCACUCAAAUAAUGCUAUUGUUAAACCACAAGGGAAAACUCAGGAAACGAAUGCUAAAGAAAUUGAGGAAGCAAUGAGAAGAGUGAGAGAAGCACAAUCACUCAUUUCAAAAGCUCUUGAGCCAGAAGUAAAAGAAAAGAAACGUCGAUCGAAAUCUCGUUCAAGAUCGAGAUCUCGUCAUCGACAUAGAAGAUCUCGUAGUCGCAGUAGUAGAAGAAGACGUAGUAAUUCUCGAAGCAGGAGACGCAGACGGUCACGUUCAAGGUCAGCUGGAAGAUCAAGAUCCAGACGAUCGAGAUCCAGAUCAAAGAAACGCCAUCGUCGAUCACGAAGUCGGAGUCGCAAGCGUGACAGAAGUCGUAAGAGAGAUCGCUCAUCCUCAAAAAAAAGAGAUCGCUCCUCAUCAAGAAAAAAGGAAGGUUCCCCAUCAAGAAAGAGAGACAAAGAUAAAUCUAAGUCUCGGUCAAGAUCGAAGUCACCAGGAAAAAAGAGUAGUCGUCACAAGAAAGAUCGUAAGAGAGACAGAGAUCGUGACAGAAGCAGAGAAAGUAAGAGGAAACGACGGUCUCGAUCUAGAAGUCGAUCUAAAGGUGCAGAGAAGAAAGCUGAUGAAAAGGAAAAGAAGAAUGAAGGAAAUGACAAGAAAACUGAUAAUGGUGAGAAAACUACUCCUGUCAAGGCUGACAAAGAAAAUAUUGAACAGACUGUUGAAACAAAAACAGCUGUCAUCACAAAUGGAGAAACUGUUAAAAAUGGAGAUCCGUGAACAAAUAUCAUUUUACCGAUUCAGCUAUAGUGAUUUUGAAUUGGACUCAUAAUUUAAAAUCAUAAGUUUGAAUUCAUAGUUAUUUUAGCAUUCUAAAUUUUCGAAUUGUGUUGUAUUGCGGCUUCCUCCACCGCCAAGACCAUGCAUCUGAAAACAAAAUCACUGGCUAACUAACCCCAUACCCGACAUGGACUGGUAAAUCCUGUCCUGUACAUACAACUGUAGUAAAUACAUAACAGUACAGAAUUUCUGGUGGAAUGUUAAUAUGGAAGGUUCUUUAUCAGAAAAGUCCGCCAGAGAAUGCUAGUUCAACACAUUAGAAAUAAUAUCAGAACCUUCCUAAGAAUACAUUGGGGGUAUGGACAAAAUGGAAUUUCUUAACCUGUCUUCGCAAUUGAAGUGUCAUUCUGGUGUCUCUCUUAUCACCUGAACUAACCAUUGUUUCAUAUUCUAGAAGUGAUGGGAUUCUGAGGAUUAUGAUUAACACUUUAUGCUUGAAACCUUUUCAAGUAUGAUAUUAUGUUACUGGUGACUGAUUUCAGUUAGAAAUUCUGUGUAGCCUUUGGGCUUUCAGAAUAUAGUGGUAAUAUCUUCAAACAUCACUAGCUACUCAUGAUAUCCUAAUAGUCGAUUAUGUUAGGAAUUUGAUGUUCGGAAACAUUUUUCUAAUGUUUUGAUUGAAAGGGCAGUUAUACUAGCAUAGAGUACUUUGUAUUUUAUUUUAGAUCACUCUUGUACAUUACUGCCUUGUUAGCUGCUUUCUUUAACAUUGUAAAUAUACAUCAAACUUGGCUUUAGUA
This is a messenger RNA of Styela clava, 2691 nucleotides long. NCBI's taxonomy places the organism in Eukaryota, Metazoa, Chordata, Ascidiacea, Stolidobranchia, Styelidae. The record is from RefSeq and is a predicted model, not a curated record.